AUGUUUUGUAACUCAAUAUACAGAAUUCUGAGCUGCUUGGCGAUCACAGAGUUGGCGCACGGAAGUGACACCAAGCGCAUGCGUACUGUGGCCGAGUAUGACCCCAAGAUCAGGCAGUUUGUCAUCAACACACCCGACGUCGGCGCCACCAAAUGCUGGGUAGGCAAUCUAGGCAAGCAGUGCACGCAUGCGCUGUUGUUCGCUCAGCUGCUGGCAGGUGAUGGCACCAACCAUGGCCUGCACCUGUUUGUGGUGCCCAUAAGGGACCCCAGCACUCUGCUGCCCUUCCCGGGCAUCACGGUCGGCGACCUGGGUGAGAAGGCCGGUCUGCAUGGCAUCGAUAACGGGUUCAUAAUGUUCCACAAAUAUCGGAUACCGAGGGAAAAUCUGCUAAAUAGAACUGGUGAUAUUACGCCUGAAGGAGAGUACGAGACCUCCUUCUCCGAUCCUCAAAGAAUACUCGGAGCGGCGCUAGAGAACUUGUCGUGUGGCCGCGUGGCCAUAAUGCAGGAGAGCUCGAACACGCUGGCCAAGGCCUGUGUGAUAGCUGUCAGGUAUGCCGCUCAGCGAACUCAGUUCUGCGAUCAGCAAGGCAUUGAGACUCCGCUCAUCGAGUAUCAGCUGCAUCAAUGGCGACUGUUUCCAUACGUGGCAGCUGCCUAUGCGUUGAAGUUCUUCAUCCAGCAGUUCACCGACCAAUAUCUCGACUGUGUCGUCAUCUCAAAAACGGACACGGCUGGAUUCAGGGAUGUGCAAAUGAUGGUGUCAGGCGUGCAUGCAGUGGUUUGCUGUACGAAGCCUCUGUUCACAUGGAUCUGUCGAAAUGCCCUGCAAGAAUGCCGUGAAGCUUGCGGCGGACAUGGAUUUAUAAAAAACCCUACCGAUAUGCGAUAUGUUUCGUCGGAUAUUUCGGCACUUCUGACACAAGAACUGGUUGGUAAAUUUCUGGAACGUUCGCUUCCAUCAGAGAAAGAAUUGGCUAAUUCAAUUUUCAAGACUACGAUAAAGCCAUUCUAUCCAUUGGGUCCUGAUGGUCCCAAAAUUGAAGGAUCUACGCCUAUAGCUCUGAUUAAUAGGUACUGCAUGUCUUUGGACUGUGAUAGGUUCUCAACGCUCACUCCAUUCUGGUGGAAGGAGGUUUCGAAAAAAUGGAUUCAAUGA
Molecule: messenger RNA, 1161 nt
Organism: Nilaparvata lugens (brown planthopper)
Lineage: Eukaryota; Metazoa; Arthropoda; Insecta; Hemiptera; Delphacidae
Product: peroxisomal acyl-coenzyme A oxidase 3-like
Exons: 10
Coding region: 1-1161 (386 amino acids)
Biological process (GO): lipid homeostasis; fatty acid beta-oxidation using acyl-CoA oxidase
Cellular component (GO): peroxisome
Molecular function (GO): fatty acid binding; pristanoyl-CoA oxidase activity; FAD binding
Source: RefSeq, a predicted model, not a curated record